Molecule: messenger RNA, 1924 nt
Organism: Glycine soja
Lineage: Eukaryota; Viridiplantae; Streptophyta; Magnoliopsida; Fabales; Fabaceae
Exons: 8
Coding region: 182-1810 (542 amino acids)
Source: RefSeq, a predicted model, not a curated record
ACUAUAAAAUAAAUGCUAAUAAGAUAAUAAGAGGAUAGAUAAGAUAAAAUACUAACAAAAAAGCCUUGCAGAUUCCGAUCAAUUCAAAGAUGGAUGCGACCUUCCCACCAUCCCCUUUCCAUAUUCCGUUAUUAUUAUCGUUUUCUCUCAUUUUCUGACAAUUUCUCUUGUUCUUUCUCUAAUGGCGGUUGCAGCCUUCAAAUCCUCUUCGCGAAGAGCAACCCAGUCUUCCGCGCCUUCGAACGCGCCUCCGAACACGACGUCGUCUUCUGGCAGAUCCUCCACCAGAGCUCCGAACCCGACUCGCAGGUCGAGGAGCGUGAGCGCGUUCUCCAGGGGCAGUUCCGACAUUUCCACGGCCACCGAGUUCCUCAACAAGAGGGACAACCCUCUCUUCUUCGACGAAAAGCAAUCCGCCACUGUUUUUCUUCUGGAAACUUCCACGCCCGCGAAUUCGGCGCGAAGCACCGAACCGGGUCGGAUGGAAACGGGUCGGGCCUUAUUCAGAGUGAAUUCGGGUCGACGCACCCGCUCCGCUUCGCAGUGCCCGGUUUCGAGGCGGAAUCUGAACUUUUAUACUUCCGAGAGUGAAGCUGAAUCUAAAGAAGGGAAUGGUUUGAAGUUAGUGGGGAGUAACAGAAAAGGUGGUUUGGUUGGAAGAAGUGAGAAUGGUGUGACUGGUCAAGUGAAAGAUUUGCAGACGUGGUCUAGUCGGCAUUUGACAGUUGAGGUCUCAGAUAGUUUUGCUGCCACUUUGCCUGGUCUGCAAACUCAAACCUGUGAUGAUGAAGCUUCGACGGCAAGUUCUGGAUUUGGUUCUGAUGAGAAAACUAUCAAGGCAGUUUUUGAACAAAUGAAGUCAGUACAGGGAGAUAUGCCAGAAGCCAGUGAUAUAUAUGAAACAGUUCGUUCUGAAGUGAGGCGUGCUAUUUCUGAGAUUCAGAUUGACCUUGAAAGUGCUAUCCAAAGGAGUAAUGCUACUUCCAUUGCUGUUACUAAUGUGUCUGAUGUUCCUCCUGACUUGGUAAACCCUGGUGCAGUAGAAUUAGUUUUAGAGAUUAGAAGAGAGUAUGCCAGAAAGCUUGAAGAGUCCCAGGAGCGAGCGAGAAAUCUUCGAGCAGAUCUGGCUGUUGAAGAACAUCGUGGACGAGAACUUGAUAGAAUAUUGAAAGAAGUUCUUCCAUAUCCCAAGACCCCUAUUAUACAAAAGCCUCGUCCAGCAAGAAAAUCUAGCAUUGAAAGAAGGAGGAUGUCAAAACGUCUUGCAGAAGAUGCCAAGGCUUAUUUUGAUGAGUGUGUCUCGCUAUCAACUUUUGAUAGUUCUGACUUUUCAUCUCCAGAGGAUCCCCCACUCAAUUUCGUUGGUCCUCCUACUCCAUCUGGCAGCCCUGUAUGUUUAACUGAGGAAUCCGGCACACGAGGACAAUCCAUGAAUAUCCAUUAUGACAUUUCACAACCACCUGCUAACAUUGAUACUGUGGGAGAUUUUCACGGUCAAGUCAGUUCAAUCACUGACAGCACAGAAACUGGUAGCAAACCCUGCUUCUCCUUUGCACAGAAACCAUCUGAAACCUCUGCACUUCAACAAGACAUCCAACAGUACAUAAAAAAGUUCGAAAAAAAUGUUUUGAAGUCUUCAACUAUGAGAUCAAACUAUUGUGACCCUCGUGAGUAUAGUUUUCAAUCAUCAGCGGAGAGCUUGUUGAUUGAUAGAGUACUGCUAAAAAGUAGAAUUGAGUCUGGUAGUUUGUUACUCUGUGGUGGUGGUGGUAAUAAUUUGUUAUCUAAAUUUUCUGGGAUAGGGAUUUGACUUGGGAGACAUAGAUUAAGCAACUCUUUUAUUUAUUUAUAUAUGCCUUGUAAUUUUGACCUUAUCAUUUACACAUGUAAUAUAAAUCUAAAUGUACAUCUGUUUGCCUAUUCA